CACUGUUGAAGAUGCUAAAGGCCAUUGAAGUGUCUGUCGCUUGACAGCUCACUUGAAUAAUCGAGCUGUUUAGCAGCCCUCAUACCUUUAGAAAACUAAACAAGUUCAUAUCUACAAAAGAUUAAAACUGAUCAGAAAAAAUGGGCUGUGUUCAAAGCUUCAGGAAUAUGUGUGACCGACCAAAAAACACUAAUGUUCGUCUCAGCCUUCCAGCAGUUUGCUUUGUGUGGCAGACAGCCAUGAUCAUCUUAUUUGGGGUUUUUAUUCGUUAUAAUGAAGAAUCGGAUCCACACUGGAUUGAGCACAGAAGGGCUAACAAUAUAUCAAGUGACAUUGAGAACGACUUCUACUUCAGAUAUCCAAGUUUCCAGGAUGUCCAUGUGAUGAUCUUUGUUGGAUUUGGCUUCCUGAUGACAUUUCUUAAGCGGUACAGUUUUGGUGCAGUGGGUUUCAACUUCCUCAUCGCAGCCUUCGGCCUCCAAUGGGCGCUGCUCAUGCAAGGCUGGUUCCACUCUCUGGACUACACUGAUGGAAAGAUCAAAAUUGGAGUUGAAAAUCUGAUCAAUGCUGACUUCUGUGUGGCCGGCUGUUUAAUUGCCUAUGGGGCGGUGCUUGGAAAAGUCAGUCCAGUCCAGCUGAUGGUUCUGACUCUGUUUGGGAUCACACUGUUUGCUGUGGAAGAAUAUAUUAUCCUAAAUCUCAUACAUGCGAGAGAUGCUGGAGGCUCCAUGGUGAUCCACACAUUUGGAGGUUAUUAUGGUCUUUCUAUCUCGUGGAUGCUCUAUCGACCGAACCUGGACCAGAGCAGCCGUCUGCAGGGCUCCGUCUACCACUCAGAUGUCUUUGCUAUGAUUGGCACCCUCUUCCUGUGGAUGUUCUGGCCCAGUUUCAACUCGGCCAUCACAGACCACGGGGACGGGCAGCACAGAGCAGUGAUAAACACAUACCUGGCUUUGGCCGCAACUGUGCUCACUACUGUGGCCAUCUCGAGCCUCUUCCAGAAGCAUGGAAAACUAGACAUGGUUCACAUCCAGAACUCCACUCUUGCUGGAGGCGUUGCAGUGGGAACUGCGGCAGAGUUCAUGCUGAUGCCCUAUGGGUCUCUGAUCGUAGGCUUCUGCUGUGGCAUCAUCUCCACUCUGGGAUAUAUCUACCUCACGCCAUUCAUGGAGAAGUACCUGAAGAUCCAGGACACAUGUGGAAUCCAUAACUUACAUGCCAUGCCCGGAGUCAUAGGUGGUAUUGUGGGCGCCAUCACUGCUGCAGCUGCCUCAGAGUCGGUUUAUGGCUCUGAAGGGCUGACUAACACCUUUGACUUUGAGGGACCUUUCAAAGACAUGGUGCCCACGCGGCAGGGCGGGCACCAGGCUGCAGGCCUCUGUGUGGCUAUCUGCUUUGGUGUAGGCGGAGGCAUCAUUGUUGGUUGUAUCUUAAGAUUACCUAUCUGGGGAGAUGCUGCAGAUGACAAUUGUUUUGAUGAUGAGCCCUACUGGGAGCUACCUGAGGAUGAGGAGAACAUCCCACCAAUCCUUCAGUACAACAACCACUUGAGGAACAAAGAUGUCGCGGAGUCGAAUUUCACCAUGGAACAGAACUGACGCUAAGCCUCCACCCUGAUGUGAUCUGUGUCUUCAUCACACACACACACACACACACACACAUACAGCUCGUGUGUUCCUCUUAUUCUCCUGCUGGACAGAAAUCUUCAUAUGAUUAUUCUCCAUCAACCAAAACCAAAUUACUUUACACUCAGUGAAUUUAUGUCACGGUGUUUAGCCUAAAAUACAGUCUUAAAAUCUUUUUUUUUUUUUGUUGUUUGUUUGGAGUGAAAUAUUCGCCAGCAGAACAAGAUCCUUUCUGUGUCCCAGGAUAUUUUUUUUUAGAUUAAAUCAAUUAAUAUUGAAUCAAAUCUUCAUAUUCAAUAUUCUGUUAGAUGAGUGACAUUAUCUUGGUACCAGUGGAGUGCUGGACUAAAACAUGACUGUGAGAACAUAACAACCGUUCGUUUAAGUGGCAGAGGGUGAAAUAUUCAGGACCAUCUUUUAUAUCACGUUUGCUUCGUGCCCACACGAGUUGCACUGUAAGGGUUUCGCGCUGGAGUUUGUCACAUCUUCAGUUCCUUCUGACUGAAUGUUUGCCCCUCUGUGUGACGCAACAGCCAAAUUUAUGCAAGACCUUUAUGUAAGUUUAUGCUGUCGCCUACAUUUGUUUGUUUAUAUGCACAGUUGAAUUUGCUCCCUCAACGUUGCCAUUGGACACAUUAAAAUCAGAACUUUAUUCUGUGUGUCGUCAUGGAGAGCUUUGUAGGUGACAGAUACCCAUCAUGUUGCAUUUAAUAAAUCAUUUGUGAUUCACUGAAACGUCAUUGUAAGUAAUUUUAAAAAAUUGUCAUUUUUCAAGUGUUUAUUAAUGUACAGUAUUUGUCAAUCAUGAUUUCAUGUCUUAUAUCAUUAAACUGUAUUUUACUGUAUUUUCAUUUAUUAGCUGUCCACCAGCCUCUGUGGGUAUCCACAUUAUAAGUUAUAGUUACUGAAGGAUACAUUAAUAAACACUGAUCUAUGCUUGUAACCGCAUUAUGCUGAUCUACAACCCACUUAUUGAAAAUUUAUGUACUGCUUUUAAAAGGGGCCUUAAAGUAAAGUGUUAGCAGAUAUUUUUAUUCAUGUUACUGAUCUGAAAAUUAAUGAUAUUGUCAGAAGCUGAUGUUUGUACAUUUACACAUUGUACACUGAAUAUUUAUGUCAUGCUGUUUUGUUAAUGGUCAUAUAAUUUUGAAAAUCAAUAAAGAAUUAUUAAUAACGCA
This is a messenger RNA of Scatophagus argus, 2803 nucleotides long. It is a transcript of the gene rhcgb, whose product is annotated as Rh family, C glycoprotein b. Gene Ontology annotation, molecular function: ammonium channel activity. Gene Ontology annotation, cellular component: plasma membrane. Gene Ontology annotation, biological process: ammonium transmembrane transport; ammonium homeostasis. NCBI's taxonomy places the organism in Eukaryota, Metazoa, Chordata, Actinopteri, Scatophagidae. The coding region runs from base 141 to 1598 and encodes 485 amino acids. The record is from RefSeq and is a predicted model, not a curated record. The transcript has 11 exons.